AUGCAUACAGAAGCCCAAGAGCUGGCAGAAAGGAGACUGUUUCUUUUAGACAAAUAUCAAAGAAAGGGGUUUUCCCCAGAAGAAGCUAGCAAAAAAUUAAUUGCUGAGGAAUUGGAAGGAAGAGAUUCAGAUGCUUUAAUGAGGCAAAGGCAAACCACAGUUGAUUACAACCACUGUACAGAAGCUUUAAAUUACAGACCAAACAUUUGGCCAGAUCAUAGUUCUCAUAUUUCACUUCAGUCCUUAACAGCAUGUGGGAGUGGUGAAGCAGCAUCUACUUGUGCCCCGGAGGGUUAUUCUGCUGACUUUCAAGAGAGGAAGAGCAUGGAAUCUUUUUCUCCGACCCUAGUGUCUCGACUUGUCAAACGUCUGGCAGAUUAUCGUAGGUUGAAGGAAGAGGUAGAAGUUGUAACACCCACAAAGACCUUAGAAAAAGAUCCAGAGGAAGCCAUUACUAAUCGUAUAGGUAAGCUUCUUCAAAAACUUGUUUCUCAGAAUGUCACAGUAACUCAGGCAGACAGAGAGAUUGAAAACUAUAAAAUAACAGAAAAGGUUUCUAACAGUUUCCAGCCAAAAGAUUUGCGAAAUAUGUCGGAAACAGAGAGAGAGCAGCUGCAAGAGGAGUUUGAAAGGAGCUGCAGAGAAGAAAUUCAAAAUCUGUUUGCACUGCUCUUGGAACAUCAAGUUCCAUCUGAUGAAGCCAAGGCUAGACUGCAGACUUUGAAGGUAGCGCAUGAAAACAGAAGGCAAGCUCUUUUCUCAGCUGACUUCAUCAGAGAUAGAAACAGGGAAAAGAGUGAGAGAAAGCAUGGCUUUCAAAAGGAAACUUGCACUGGACAUAAGGAUACAUUGUUAUCUGUAAGCGAACCCAGUAUUGAAUAUGAUAAAAGCCACUCUGCAGAUUUUACCUUGGAUGGACAUUCCAUUUUUCAAAAGCAAGAUCAGAGGCAGAAUUCUCAAGAGCAAAGAGAAUUCUUGAGGUCUUCUAGUAGUGAUGUCAUUAGCAACAAACAUCUCAGAACUCUGAGUACAUGUAGCAGGAGUACUUCAGGAAGUCCAAAGAGAAAGAGGACACACUUGGACAGUAGAAGUCAAAGCAAGGAGAGUAAUGUAUCUCAAAAAAGCUUCAAAAAAUUGUACAGUAAGACAAAGUCUCUUGGUGCAUUAGAUUUUUUUGAACAAAUAUUGAAAGGUCCUACUGUUGGUACUAGCAGGGUUAAAUCUCCUUUGCCGAGCUUAGGGCGUUCUCAGAAGAGAACUGAUUUUCUGUCUUCUCCUUCGAGACCUGUUUCUUCAUUUACACACAACAGAUCAUUCUCUCCAUAUUCACGAAAUCGGUCAAGAUCUCCACGGUCAAGAACAAGAUCCUCAUCAAGAUUUUCAUGGAGAGGAAGCAGGCAGAGAUCUCGUUCCAUUCAGCGUUCUAACUCAAGAGAACAUUCCAGAACAAGAUCACCUGCAUUUAAGUCACAGCAUUCAGAUAAAGGACAUAAUCUAUCAGCUGUGGGUCAUUCCAGGCUCUCUUUCAGCAGCUCAUGCCGAUCAAGGUCAAGAUCACCAAGGUCUAGGUGGUCAAGACAAAGGGAAUAUUCAUCAAAUGAGAGAAUCAAACACUCAUUCAGGAGAAAUAGGGAUGCUUCUUGUUCUUCGGAAAGACCCUUUUUGCAGGGUUCCAGACAUCGCUUUCGCACCAGAUCACCAUCGUUAAGAUCCAGACAGUCUUUUGCAAACAGGUACAGUGAAAAAUCAGAUGGCAGGAGAGGAACACCAUCGCCCAGGUUACGAACAGUCUCACCACCUACUCCCACAGAUCAUUCUCCAUAUAGGAGAGUAAGUGACGAGUUGCAAUACAGAAGACAUUCUUCAGGAAUGAGAGAUCAAUUCAGUUCUCACUCUGAACAGUUCAGAACUCAGUCAAGAGAUGUAAGCAGAUGGAGGCAACACCCAAUGAGGGGGGAUUUCUAUGGUGACAGACUAUCAGUAGAGAGACAUGAAGGAGAGCAAACAGAGUCUAGGCGUUCUCGAAGGCCUGUAUUUCAUGAUGAGAGGAUCAAUCCAUUGGAUAAUUCCGCUGAGUUUCAUUUCCAGAGCGGUGUGUGGUAUGAUUCAGACCUUGAGAGUCUUUCAUCUCUCAGAAGCUCACCAGAAAAAGUGUUACUUCCAGAGCAAGGACCUAAAUCUAAUCAAUCUAUACACAGCAUAAAUCAUCCUGAUAAAGCAAAGAGACCCUUGAAAGAGCGUAAGAGAAUGCCAUCAAUGGAAAGCAUAUCUUCCUGUGAUGAUGAUGAAGUGUUUGGUGUUAAACAAUCUAGUUCUACAAUGAAUGAAGCGGUAAAAAGCGAAGCUUCACCAACAGAUGAUACGAGAAACUGCAUACACAGGAAGGACAGGGUUUCACCGGCAAGUGAUGCACACAACUAUAAAACUUUACUUAAAGAAAAAUGA
Pomacea canaliculata is the source of this 2445-nucleotide messenger RNA. Its product is annotated as serine/arginine repetitive matrix protein 2-like. The transcript has a single exon. The record is from RefSeq and is a predicted model, not a curated record. The coding region runs from base 1 to 2445 and encodes 814 amino acids. NCBI's taxonomy places the organism in Eukaryota, Metazoa, Mollusca, Gastropoda, Architaenioglossa, Ampullariidae.